Molecule: messenger RNA, 632 nt
Organism: Cyprinodon variegatus (sheepshead minnow)
Lineage: Eukaryota; Metazoa; Chordata; Actinopteri; Cyprinodontiformes; Cyprinodontidae
Product: semaphorin-7A-like
Exons: 5
Biological process (GO): positive regulation of cell migration; negative chemotaxis; neural crest cell migration
Molecular function (GO): semaphorin receptor binding; chemorepellent activity; integrin binding
Source: RefSeq, a predicted model, not a curated record
UGUCAAACAACUCACUCACAUGCAUUUCCAGAACUCGGAUAAAUUUAAAUGGAAAUGAUUUAAAGGCAGAUGAACAUUCUGCUUUUGUUGAAACCGAUGAGGGUCCACAUCUAUUUCUUACAUUCUCUGGAGCUCAAGAUCAAGCUGGCAUCCACAAGUUUGGGAGUAAAAGAGUGAGACCAACCAGCCCUGAUAAAGAGCAGUACUACGUGGGACUGGUGGUCAGCAGGAGAGAGAAUGAAACAUUGCAGAACAAAGUUUAUGCUUUUUAUAAAGAGAAGAACAAAGACCAAGGACUGAGCAAAGACAUGUGGCUCCCCUUUGUGAGCCAAGUUUGUACGGCGGAUGAAGGGGGUCCAAAGAACAACCUCCGGUUUAAGUGGACGUCACUGAUGAAUGCAAGGCUGUAUUGUGGAAACCCAGACAGCAAACAGCAUUUCUCUGAGCUGGUAGAUGUAGCUAUUGUGGACGCGCCACGGUGGCAGGAUACCAGAGUUUAUGGGCUCUUCAGAAAUGAAUGGGGCAUGAGUGCUGUGUGCAUCUACACCAUAGAAGACAUUAACAACAUUUUCAUCACGUCCCCUUUUAAAGGUUCAAAAGAGGAUGAUGCUGUGGACAAAAAGAGAAAACAG